Molecule: messenger RNA, 3099 nt
Organism: Hypomesus transpacificus
Lineage: Eukaryota; Metazoa; Chordata; Actinopteri; Osmeriformes; Osmeridae
Gene: prkacba
Product: protein kinase, cAMP-dependent, catalytic, beta a
Exons: 11
Coding region: 401-1465 (354 amino acids)
Biological process (GO): peptidyl-serine phosphorylation
Cellular component (GO): cAMP-dependent protein kinase complex; nucleus
Molecular function (GO): ATP binding; cAMP-dependent protein kinase activity
Source: RefSeq, a predicted model, not a curated record
UGUGUACCGCUAGGUGGCUCGGGAGAUUAAGGACAAUUGUGUUGAUUUUUUUCUGAUUAGUGACUGUCAAUGGUUUAGAACGGCAGGCUGAGUUCAAAAGCCUGAAUAAUGCCUUCACAUUAAUGAUAACGGUGGUUUACUAUUUGAACGACUAAAUGCAUCUUGAAUACCGGAUUUUCAUUUUGAAUACAAGGUAGUUCCCACAACACGGAUCCUAUCCUGUCCGGCAGUGGAGACGACAUUGAUGUUAGCCAGCCAGCUAACAGGCUGAAAUCGUAGCUGGCUGAAGACGAAUAGCUUGCUGGCUAGCUCGCUUACUGUGGUAGCUAGCAGAAGACCCCAACAUAAUCGCCAUCAUCGCUUUUAGCUUGCUAGUCGUUUAACGCCGUGUCUUCAUACGAUGGGAAACGCUGCAACCGCCAAGAAAGGCAAUGAACAAGAAAGCGAGACUUUUGUGAAAGAAUUCUUAGCAAAAGCCAAAGAAGAUUUUUUAAGGAAAUGGGAGUGUCCACCACAGAGCUCAACUGGCCUGGAUGACUUUGAUAGGCUGAAGACUCUAGGCACCGGCUCAUUUGGGAGAGUUAUGUUGGUAAAACAUAAAGGAACAGAACAGUUCUAUGCCAUGAAGAUCCUGGACAAACAGAAAGUUGUGAAGCUGAAGCAGAUAGAACACACUCUAAAUGAGAAAAGAAUACUCCAGGCUGUCUCCUUCCCCUUUCUUGUCAGACUGGAGUAUGCCUUCAAGGACAACUCCAACCUCUACAUGGUGAUGGAAUACGUCCCGGGCGGAGAGAUGUUCUCACACCUCAGACGCAUUGGGAGGUUCAGUGAAAAUCAUGCACGAUUUUAUGCAGCUCAAAUAGUACUUACCUUUGAGUACCUACACUCGCUAGACCUCAUCUACAGAGACCUAAAGCCUGAAAACCUUCUCAUCGAUCAACAUGGGUACAUCCAGGUCACAGACUUCGGUUUUGCAAAGAGAGUAAAAGGGAGGACUUGGACAUUGUGUGGAACUCCAGAGUACUUGGCUCCGGAGAUCAUCCUCAGCAAGGGCUACAACAAAGCAGUGGACUGGUGGGCACUUGGAGUCCUGAUUUAUGAGAUGGCUGCUGGGUACCCUCCCUUCUUUGCUGAUCAGCCCAUCCAGAUCUAUGAGAAAAUUGUGUCUGGCAAGGUACGAUUCCCCUCCCAUUUUAGCUCGGACCUGAAGGACCUUCUGAGGAACCUGCUCCAAGUGGACCUGACCAAGCGAUUUGGCAAUCUGAAGAACGGAGUGAACGACAUCAAGAACCACAAAUGGUUCGCCACAACUGACUGGAUCGCCAUCUACGAAAGAAAGGUGGAGGCUCCUUUCAUACCGAAAUGCAGAGGACCGGGAGACACAAGCAACUUUGAUGACUAUGAAGAGGAGGAGGUCCGCGUCUCAGACACAGAAAAGUGUGCAAAAGAGUUUUCUGAAUUCUAAUGCAUUGCCAGGGGGUUCUGUCCGGGCUCUCUCACACAUGCACGCGCACACACAGUCAUUGGGAUUUUUUUUGCACUCUUUCGAAAGGUGAUGGGGAAGCUAAGACCAUCAUGUGUUUAAAACAAUUGCCUAGUUCCUUCAUUCCACAAGGCUGAAUGAGGUCCUUCUUGCCAUGAUCCUCCUAGCGUGCAGAGUAAGCACUGACGUAUACACAGGCACAUUAUGCAGACAUCCCUUGUGCUGCACACAUACUAGACCACGUUUGUAUCGUUUUUCUUCUUUUUUGAAUAUAUAUAUAUAUAUAUGUACAUACAUAUAUUUGUUGCUUUUUAGAAUUCCCCUCCCUCCCUUCCCACCAUUUUGAACCAAGUGAUUAUUUGCAAAGCAAGAUGAAAACCAAUUAUAGCCCAUUUUAUAGUGGCACAAAGAGUGAUUGAUUGUACUAGGCGGAAUUGCACAUAUUUGUGAUUUAAGGUGUGUGUGUGUGUGUGGGGGGGGGGGGGGGUAGGGAGUAUUCUUCUUGUUGUUUUUUUACUCCCAGUUAUUGCCACAAACUCUUGCCAGUUAUUGUCUGUUACAUGCCUAAGUGUGUUUUAGGUUCAAAUUCAAGAUUUUUGGCCCAGACUCUAAUCCUAAACAUGUUACUUAAGAACUAGACCUGUCUUUGUGCAAAUAGAAAAGAACAUAUAUCAAGUGAAUACAAUUAUUAUUAUUUUUUUUAAACCUUGUGUUUCUAGAGCAUGACCAAAAUGUUACCAAGAAAUCGGAGAGAGAGUUAAGUUUAAUAUCACUGAGAUAUUGUGUUUUCAGUGUUUAUAAUCACAUUGGCAUUCAGUCCAACAAGAGGGUAUCAAAGAGUGGCAAACCUAAUUAUGUCAAAGCUGUAUUAGUUUCUAAUUUCACAUUUCUUUUCAUUUUCUUUUCCUUCUCUCUUUUUUACAGUUUGUCAGGUCACAGGGCAUUUCUUUUUACCUCAGUUUAGGUAUUAUAUUGAAAUUCAACUUGAGAUUAAUAUAUAUACCAGGUACAACAACGUUUUAAGUCCGAAGAAAACUUGUGGACAGAAAUGACCCAAAUAUGUAUGCGGACAUUUAUUUUGGAAAUGAAAAGUGAUGAUUUGGUGGCCUGGUUGUUAUCAGGUUUCGUAGAGGGUAUGAAGUUGUGGCUGUAAAGAUGUGUGGGUCACAUGGAAAGAGUUGUAUUUAUUUUUUGUAUUUUUUUGUUGGCCAUCUAUUAACAUCAUGAUAAAACAAAAUUAUAUUAUUUUGUUAUUUUAUUUUACCCCAGAAUGUUUGUACCUCCAUACAUGACCAUAGUGCAUGUGUUGCUUCUGGCUUGUAUGGAAAAUGAUGAUGUUUGAGUUCAAAGUUUUAUUCUCAAAAACGAAUACUCACGUACGGCUUUCACUUAUUGAUUUUUGAGCGCUUCAGCACAUUUGACAUCUUGUUUUACUGAAUUUCACAAGACACAAUUCUUUUAGAUUUUUUUAUUUAUACUUCUAUGUUGUCUAAUAAACCUUCAUAGUUUUGAUAUGUUCAAGGUUCUUUCAGAUUUAUUUAAUAGUGUUAAAAAAGAUUUACCUAUUACUCCUAUUUGAUCUAAAAUGGAAAUAAAACCAACACAUUUACUACUUA